Molecule: messenger RNA, 3195 nt
Organism: Botrytis deweyae
Lineage: Eukaryota; Fungi; Ascomycota; Leotiomycetes; Helotiales; Sclerotiniaceae
Exons: 4
Coding region: 1-3195 (1064 amino acids)
Biological process (GO): regulation of cell cycle; negative regulation of TOR signaling
Cellular component (GO): TSC1-TSC2 complex
Source: RefSeq, a predicted model, not a curated record
AUGUCUUCCGGUUCACUCAAGGACCUGACGAAAGCGAUCAAAACAUCAGUAACAACUUCUACCCGAUUACCACUUCCAGACGACCUUGUGCGAAUUAUCCAUACCUACCUAGAGAAAAAUCCUACCCACGAUGAAUCUGAUGCCACCAAAAUUCAGGAGGAAUUACUCUCCAUUUAUGAAAAGGAUAUCUGCGACCAUCCUACCCGCUAUGCCCCCUUUCUAUCCAUCUUGCGAAAACUGCGAACCUCGAUAAAGGGUGGUGGUAGAAUGCUACAAUGGUGGGAUAAAUUAUGUAUACCAGUAUUGAGUCAUCUUGGAGAAGAGAAGGGAUUGGCGUUGGAAGCUAGGAAUACUUUACUGGACAUCCUUAUUUACGACGAAGAUGAUGAACAUGUAGAGGAUGCCAUUACUACUUCGGAUACUGUGGCAGAGAAUUUAAUUGCUAUUUGGUUGGCCAAGUGUAAUAGUGUCGCUACAAACCUUGAUGAGAAUUCAAAGUUCAUUGAGAGUCAAUUAAGGAGUAUACUCAUAUCAUUUGGAAGGAAGAGACCAAAGAACUUCUUGACUGCCAUCAACCAAUUCUUCGUCAAGAAAGACAGUCGAAUUCUUGCCCUCUCAUUACUUUGCGAAUUCAUUCGACAUCAACCCCCUCAUUUACAUCAACUCCUUCAAACUCCCCUCUUCGAGAAUCUCCUACGAUGUUUACAAAUAGAUACUUCGACUCGAGUGGUAUCGUUGGCUAUGACAGCUUUGAUUAUGUUCCUACCUCAUAUUCCAAGCUCUCUCUCCAAGCAUCUCCCUGCGCUUUUCAAUAUCUACAGUAGAAUGCUUUUUUGGGAUAGGGAACGAAAGUAUGAGGAUAAUUCGGCAUCUGACGAUCAAGAUGACAGAAGUACUCACAGUACAAGCUCAUGGACUAAACUCUCUUACUUGCUGGAUUCGGAAGAUGUAUCAGUUCCGGAAUUGUUACACUAUUACACAUUUCUUUACGGCCUCUAUCCGAUGAAUUUUAUGAGUUACAUUCGAAAACCUCAAAAAUUCCUAAGGCAUCAAGGAUUUCCAGGAGCCAAUGAAUUCGCAGUUGAACCUAUGGAAAUAAGACAACGAUCGGAACCUUUCAGACGACUCCAUCUUUUACAUCCAAAUUUCUUCACAAUGACUAUUGAUCAGGAAUUAUCAGAUACUAAUCGAUGGAUGAAGAGUGAAGCAUCGGAUGUGGUGACUGAAUGUAUGGCAUUAUACAUACCAGGAUAUGCUCAACAAGCUCCACUAUCAAGAUCACAAUUACCAAAUCUACACAUUGAUACUAAUGCCGACAUUCCAGAUCAACCAUUGACAGAACAUAAUGCAUUCACACCUGCUCAAUCUCGACAUGCGAGUUGGAGAUAUGCUGGACCACCUACUAUUGCGUCACCAGAAGGACUACGAAAUUCUGUACUGAGAAGGGCAUCAUUCACAAGUCAAUCAAUGCCUUCAAUUGCGGACUCCCCUAUUUUGAGACCGGAAAGACGAUUAGAUAGUCCUACAUUACCUCCAGUCAUGGCUACAUCACCUUCACAUACUCACUUACAAGAUAUGUUGGAUUCACAACGAGCUGGUUCAAUCAGAGGUGGUAUCUAUCAAACUCUGACGAACGAUAGCGUACAAUCACUUGCGUUGAGUCAUCAUGCUCAAGAUAAUACUUCUCACGUUGAUUCAUACUUACAAUCACUCACCCGUGCACACGCCCUUCGUUCACCAUCUUUGAGACCGCGUUCACCAUCUUUGAGACCUGGGACAAAUGAUUCUACGAAAGUUGCAUACUUACAGAGAGAUAUUAUGUUAUUGAAGAAUGACUUGAAUUUUGAACGCUAUCUCAAACAGCAACAUCUUACUCACAUUGGACAACUUCGUCGAAAGGCUAUUCGUGAAGCAAGAGUCGAAGCCGAAACUCAGAACUUGAUCAAUUCCAACAAAAUUCUGAGAGCCAAAUUGGAAGAUGCCAAGAAAGCCAUGGUACAAAUGAAGAAAGAAUUUGACAAGAGUCGAAAUCAUUCUAGGAAAUGGGAAUCUGAUUUGACGGCUAAACUGAGAUUAUUGAAGGAGGAACAAAAGAAGUGGAUCGUGGAGGGUGAUCAAUUAAAACGUGAAUUAUCUGCAUCAAAGAUUGAUAUACACAAUCUAAGGCAAUUGGUCGUUCAAGCUGAGUAUAAGGUUUCUCAUGCUACGCAAGAAAUUCAAGUGGUGAAAUCAAAUAAGGAAGAAUUGGAGCGAUUACGCAUCGAGGCCGAAAAGCUCACUACGAAAUUACGAAGAUAUGAAGCUCUAGAAGUUGAAAUGGAUCAAGCGAAACAGGAUGAAGAACAAGCUUACAAUACAAUCGAAAUCCUCAAUAUGAAGUUAAAGGCCAAGGAUGCGGAAAUCCAACAAUUGAUUGUCAAAUGUCAAAAGGAAGUUCAAGAAGCACAAAAUGCCAAUCAAAUUGGUUUUAAACAACUCGAUCCUGCAAAACAAAAGAUCAUUGAUGAGGCAUUGGCUGGGUCGCGAAGACGCAUGGAUGAUAUGAAGAAAGCUCAUUCUAAUCUUUUGAAACGAUAUACCAAGUUACAACAAGAUCACCUGGAAGCACUUACAGCGCAAGAUAGAGUAUCUGAUUUACCUAUGAGUAUUGAUGGAUCCCCUGGGCCACAUAUUCCUCCAAGAGAUCACCGUCGAUUAACUCAUAGCUAUUCAGAUUCGACAAGACCGGGAAGUCUUGUACCUAAAGCAACUUUUCCACUCACAGGCACAUCAAGUUUUAUUGCUCGGCCUAGGAUAGAUUCUCACAGUCCAACAUCAGGCCACGCAUUUAGGUCAACACCAACAAGUACACCUACAAGUCCUGAUUUUUACGGAGGUAGAUUUUCUCAUUCAAGUAACUUUGGCCCAGCGCCAAGUUCGUCGCAUUCGGAUGGGACAAUGAGUCGAGAUGGCAACAAUAGUGAUAGGGAUUCUUUGGAAGUUCAGGCCAAGCCAAAGGUUAAGCCGCAAAGUGAAAUGAGGGGUUAUGGUCGUGGAGGAGUUGGAAAUAUCGGAGCGGUGAAGAAGGAUAAUGGUAAAGAUAAAGAUAAAGGGAGGAAGGAAGGAAGUGGGAGUGGUGCGGAAGAGAGUCCAAAGAGUAGUCCAAAGGAAAAGAAAAAAGGGAGUGGAUUGAGAGGGUUGAGAGCAUUUGUAUAA